Physcomitrium patens is the source of this 2488-nucleotide messenger RNA. RefSeq lists its product as uncharacterized. The record is from RefSeq and is a predicted model, not a curated record. NCBI's taxonomy places the organism in Eukaryota, Viridiplantae, Streptophyta, Bryopsida, Funariales, Funariaceae.
UAUAGGGGAGUAGGGAGGGAUUGCGAUCACGAUGAUAGCUCUGGCGGUGCUCCUAGCAUCGCAGGGCUCAGCAAUUGUGCUCUCUCCGGAGCCUUUAAUGAUGAAGUUGCGUGGGGAUGGGGAUGCGAAGAUCAGUUCGACGAAGUCCAUUGAUUCUGGUACACCACUUGAGGCGCCAGCCUGUUGUGUUACAUGAAUUUUGCCAGUUUGCGAUUUGGUCUCAGAAUUAGGUUGUUCAGAUUCUCUGUUUUUAAGAUUGGGAUUUGCGGGCUCAAAUCCCCGGAAAGUUUCGCCCUUCUUCGAUGGUAAUGACCAACAGGUACCGUGAAGUGAGAUUCGAAACCUCUUGUGCCCUUGGAAAGUAAGUUCUUUUCACAACAUUCGCAUGGUUCAUUCAGGACCACUAGCGAAGUACUCGGGCGAUAAAACUUAUCAAGCCGAUCUUGCAGCUGGGACAGUGGAGGAAUGGGCAGCAGAUGGCGCUCACACCUUAUACAACAAAGUGGGGUCUGCAAAAGAUGCAUCGUAUAACGCUGCCAGACACGCCCACGACACUACAGCAGAUACUCUCCAGUCAGCUAAAGACGAUACGAGUGAUGCAGCUGAGCAUGCGAAGGAUAAAUCGUACGAUGUCAAGGAAAUAGAGCACGAUAGUGUUGCAUCAGCGAAACAUUUAAAUGACAAGAUUAGUGACGAUGCUGGAAGUGCUGGUGACACCAUGGUUGAGAAUGUGCAGUUGGGUGUGGACAAGUCCAAGGGGUCAGCCAUUGAAGCAGCGAAGAAGAUGAUUCAUUCUGAUGGAAGAGCUGCAGGUGCCAACAGUGGAGACUCUGCGAAGGAAACAGUGCGAGACAGGACGAGGUGGCUUAACCAUGAGGGAAGAGAUCCGACCGGGGAGAAUUAUGAUUCCGCAUGGGACAUGGUGGGAGGAUAUUAUGACGAGGCAGGGCGGCGCUAUGUGAGCGCGAGGGAUUAUUACAAAUUUACUCAGCGAUUAUUAUCACACUGGAACGAAUGGCAGGCGACAUUUCAGAAACGAUCCUUCUCGGUUUUCUGAUGCGCCUGAAGACGAAACUGACCGCUACGAUGCCAUGAAGGACAGGUCGUGGAGUGCACACAGGAGUGCCAGAGGAAGAGCAGGAGAUUACUACGAGGAUUCGAGAGGGAGCAACGGAGGGUACAUCUCUGACCGACAUCAUGAGGAUCCCAGACAGUACAGAGAUUACUACGAAGCUUUACAUCAGAGAAGCGGCGAUAAGGCCACAAGAGAGGAUGACUACGAGGGUGCGAACUUCAAGCCCGGCGAUGAUUUCAGCGCACUUGUAUAAGCCAUGGGCUGGCGCCGUGUGGGUGCACUGCCCCCAGGUCAAGCCUUUGUGUCAACUCCCAAGGAGGUAGUGAUUGGCAAUGUGAAGUACGUUUGGCAAGGAAAAGGCCAGCCCCCACUUGAUCGAGCCGACGAGCUACACGACACAGUGUUAAACCACCCAACAAAAGCUGCAAUGGGCGUCGCACCUACAGCGGAGGAGAUAUCGGGCCUUGUGAAGGAUCAUGCAAAAGAGGGCACCGACACCACGAGAGACAGCGGCAGAUUGCACCCUAAGGAUGAUGACGACCCAAACGACGAAGAGGAGCAGCAGCAGUAGGCACCCGACUCAAUCCUCAUCCGAGGGGCACGAAACCUGAAAGAAGAAGGGGUGCGGAGCGCCUACGUGGCAUACGAGGCCCAGCGAUCCGUAGCGGGGGGGUAUGCCGACGAGGCGCGAGAAGAGCUGGCCAGUUUCGUUCCUGGGUUAGGGGAGAGAACCGUGGCGACUGAUCAGAUGGGCGCGCCGCUGCUGCUGCUGCGGAUGGCGGCGGCGACGCGCGCGCUGCACCUCUUCACGUUCGCGGCGGCGUAUGGAUCCGCGGUGUGGGUGACGUGUGUGUGGCGCAUGCUGUUGUCGAAGCUCAUCCCGCGACAGCAGUUCGGGGAUGUGGAGAGGCGCGUGAUGCUGGGGUACGUGAGGAUAUCGGCGGCGGGGCAUGCGGUGAUGCUGCUGCUGGAAUGCGUGUGGCAUCGGUGGGGUUCGGCCGACAGCUCGCAGCGAGAGUAGCUGGUCAUCUUCGGCGCCAUGAUCGCCGCAGAUUUGCUUAAUGCUGGUGUUCUGGAGCCCCGCCUUUUAAAGGUUUUGUAUAAGAGACUGAAUUUUGAGAAGGAUGAAGGAAGGGGUUUGGAGAGUAAUUCCAUUUACUUAAUGAAUAGGAAGAAAAUAAUAGGUGUUGAAUUAAACAAACUUGAUCAAGAGUUUAAAACAUUACAUGACUAUUCAUUGAUACUUAAUCUAACCAAUUUGGUGGGAUUAACAUGCCAUUUGUGGUACUUGGCAAAUCGGCUUUCAAUGUAGAUAAUUAUUUUAGUAUACAUUAGUUUGAUGAGCAUUAUGUAAUUAAUUUCUCUUGUACAUAAUCAAUAUCAAAUAAAGAAAUCCAUUUUUCAUGUGGAAAA